AUGGGUCAGAUGUUCUUCCGCGCCUCGCUGUUCGGGGCAUUUGGAGCGUCGAAGCGAUGGUUGGGCACGAACGCUGACGGCACCACCCGCCCCCUGGAACGUAUCGACUUCUACAAGGCCGGCGCCAUGACGGGCUUCGUGGCGGCGUUCACGGAGGGUCCCAUCGACUUCUACAAGAGCCAGCUGCAGGUGCAGAUCAUCCGCAGCAAGCAGGACCCCACCUACAAACCGCCGUACACUUCUGUCUUGGAGUGCGUACGGCAAACCAUCCGUACCAACGGCUUCCGAGGACCCUUCCAGGGCCUGGGGCCGACCCUCCUGCGCAACACGCCCGCCAACGCGGUGUACCUUGGCUCGUUCGAGGUGUUCAAGCAGGAGGUGGCGGGGCACUACAACUGCAAGACCACGGACCUGUCCGCGGCCACCAUCACAGCCUGCGCAGGUCUGGGCGGCGUGUUGUACUGGCUAACCAUCUUCCCAGUAGACUGCGUCAAGUCCGCAAUGCAGACCGACAACAUCAACCCCGCGCUGCGCAAGUACAAGGACAUCCCCACCACUGUGCGUCUGCUGUGGGGGGAGGGCGGCGUACGGCGGUUCUUCAAGGGCUUCACGCCGUGCCUCAUUCGGGCGGCACCCGCCAACGGGGUGAUGCUGUUGACGGUGGAUAAGGUGACGCAGUUCCUGAACCGGGAUUAG
This is a messenger RNA of Volvox carteri f. nagariensis, 696 nucleotides long. RefSeq names its product mitochondrial substrate carrier (gene mitc11). The record is from RefSeq and is a predicted model, not a curated record. NCBI's taxonomy places the organism in Eukaryota, Viridiplantae, Chlorophyta, Chlorophyceae, Chlamydomonadales, Volvocaceae. The coding region runs from base 1 to 696 and encodes 231 amino acids. The transcript has 5 exons. Gene Ontology annotation, molecular function: transmembrane transporter activity. Gene Ontology annotation, biological process: transport.